AUGAAUACCUCCACCGGCCUGCGCCUCCUGCGCAACGCAACUCAAGGUGCUCUUCGCACAAAGGCUUCCUCAAAGGCAACGAGACAGUCCUUUCGCCCCAUCAGCACAACCAACCCACAAUUCAUCUCAAACACUCCCCGUCGCAGGGACCCCAACGAUCCCUACCACAAAGCCAGCACCGAAGCCGUCGGCCAAUCUGCUGGCCCUCACGAAGGAUCUGCUUCCCGAACAGACAGAGAGAUUGUGGUAGAAUAUCCCGACGAUGAGAAAGACUUGCCUCCAGAGCGACCCCUGCGCGGCAGAGGCGGCGUGCACUUUGUGCGUACCUUGCCCACCUUCUCUCUGGAAGGCAGAACGGCCGUCGUCACCGGUGGUGCUAGAGGUCUCGGUCUCGUCAUGGGUCAAGCCCUCGUCAGCUCUGGUGCAGACCUUGCCAUCGUCGACAUGAACAAGGAGGAAGCCGAGAAGCAAGCCAUCGAGCUCGUCGAGAUGUUUCGCCGCGAGACGCCCGACAACCCGGAUGUCUUGCCCAAGGUCACCGCCCACUACUGCGACGUCUCUGACCCGACCAGCGUCGACGAGUGUCUCGCCGAAGUGCUCGACAAGCACGGCAAGAUCGACCACCUCGUUACCUCUGCCGGGUUCACCGAGAACUUCUCCGCCGAGACGUACCCGUACGACCGCAUCAAGAAGCUUUGGGGGGUCAAUGUUGACGGCACUUACCUCUUCUCCACCGGCGUCGCUCGACACUUUAUGCAGCGCAACAUCACACACGGCAGCAUUGUCAUGAUCGGUAGCAUGUCUGGCGCGAUCGUCAACGUCCCCCAACCUCAAGCACCCUACAACGCCGCCAAAGCCGCCGUUCGCCAUCUCGCCGCCAGUCUGGCUGUGGAAUGGGCACACGCCCACAUCCGAGUCAACUGCAUCAGUCCCGGCUACAUGCUGACCGCACUCACACGUAAAAUCCUCGACGAUAACCCGGAACUCAACCAGAAAUGGACCUCUCUCAUUCCUGUCGGCAAAAUGGGAUCUCCCGAGGACUUGCAGGGUGCCGUGGUCUACCUGUUGAGUGACGCCAGUCGAUACGUCACUGGAGCCGACCUGAGAGUUGAUGGAGGGUAA
This is a messenger RNA of Exophiala spinifera, 1122 nucleotides long. RefSeq lists its product as uncharacterized. The coding region runs from base 1 to 1122 and encodes 373 amino acids. Gene Ontology annotation, cellular component: intracellular anatomical structure. Gene Ontology annotation, molecular function: oxidoreductase activity, acting on NAD(P)H, oxygen as acceptor. The transcript has 3 exons. The record is from RefSeq and is a predicted model, not a curated record. NCBI's taxonomy places the organism in Eukaryota, Fungi, Ascomycota, Eurotiomycetes, Chaetothyriales, Herpotrichiellaceae.